AUGCCGGCCCUUUCACCAACUGAGCAUAUUGAGGAAUUACUUUUUAAAACAGAUAUUCCAGAAUUAGCAUUAUCUUCUUCAUCUAUUCAAAGCCCUGGGCAAGAGCAAGAUCAUGGAGAAGAAUUAUCUUCAGCCACAAGUCAAUUCACUUUCAGUGAUACUAUCGAUGAUCAUAAUAAUGGUAAUAAUAUAAAUGACAAUAGCAAUAAUAAAAACAAUGACACUAAACAGAAGGGUUCACCAAGGCAAUGGUUCUUCAAGUCGUUCCAUCAAAAAUCAAAUAAUAAUAAUUCCUCAUCAUCUUCUUUAUUCUCGUCUUCUCCUUUGAAAAAAGAAAAUAAAAAGGAUUUUAAUGAGGUGGAAAAUGUACAAAACGGUACUAUUCAAAAGGAUUCAAAACCUAUUUUAAGGGGUAGAAGGAGCUUCCGUUCUCAUUUUAAACGUGAAAAUAAUAAUUCUACUAAUGAUGAUUCCUCCAACCAAAUUGAAGUAGCAAAGAAUCAUUUUUGGAAUUGGAAAACAUCAAACUCAUCAAUUAAAAAAGAUGACAAUAUUACUGAGUUUUCGAAGUCCACUUCUAAUAAGGAAAGAUUAGCAAAUGAAUUAUUGGGUACAUUAUCGUCAAAAACUUACAGUAAUACAUCAAAGGGUAAGGGUGAUGACUCCACAUUCCUGAAUGCUGGAACAAGUUCCAUUGAAUUGGCUGAAACUGCAAGAAAAAACUUAAAGAAAUUGUUAAAUCAGGAAGAUCUUACUGAUAACGAAACUACUACUGAUACAUUUGGUACUAAUGAAUCCGUAAGCAAUCUUGAAAACGAAAUAGAAAGUCAAAGUGAAAAUGAAACUGAAACAAGAAGCGAAAGUGACGACACAACACAAUCAGAUUUUGAAUCAGAACCUGUAUCAGAGUUUAAGGAUGAAAUCAAAGGUAUAGCUGAGAACGGGAAUACAGACGAAGAAAUUUCCCCAUUGACACCAAUAGAAGAUGUUCAAGAAAAAGAAAAAUUGCUCGUUCCAAACCCAUACAAAUUUGUUUUUGAAACACCAAAUGAAUAUAUAUCUCGACUUGAAAUAUCUACAGAUGCACAAAUAAUUGAUAAAAAAUCUGAAACAUUGAAAAAUUUCCAAGCCGUUUGGAAUUUGUGCACUAUAGGCAAUGCUGAACACGUUGAAGAUCAUUUAACUAAUAUUACAUUAUAUCAAUUGAGCUCUGAAUUAUUGAAAUUAAUUAAAGAAGGAGCUAGAGAAAAGGAAAAGUUGAAGUCAACUUUAAAGGAUAAAAAUGACCAAUUGAAGAAAGUAGAAAGAGAUAUAGCCGACAAGAUUACCAUGAAUUCGACUUUGAAGAAAGAAGUGGAGAGGAAAAAUAACCUUAUUCUUGAAAGAAACCAUUUAAUGCAGAGUGAUCUAAAACAAGAUAAAUUUAAAACAGAUGAAGAAACUCAUCUUGAAAUUUCUUUGAAGAAAAAUAAAGCUAAUACGGACACUGAACAAUUAGAGAAUAAUUCAACUAAUGGGAAAGAACCACAUAGUGCUACAUAUUUGGAAGAAUUACUUUUUACUGAAAAGAAUAAGAACCUAUUAUUAGCCAAAGCAAUUGAUAAAUAUGAAGGGAAACUAACGGCGUUUAGGAAAAAUAAGAAAAUAUCAGACUGCUACAAAACAGAGUCAUUAGAUUUUUUGUGUGAAUUGAGGCGUUCAUUUGGAGGUAUACUUACUAGCAUUACAAUAAACCAGUUUGAUAUUUACUUGAAGAGGUUAUUUUACACCGAUUCCUUAAUUAAAAGUGAAUGCCCUGAUGAUUCUCAAGUUAAUAGAAUGAUUAAAGAUAUUCAACAAUUUUAUCGACAUGAAGUUGUAAAUAAUUUUUUCAAAGAAAUAAUUGCACAAUUUGUUCAAAUGGAAACAUCGAAUACAUUUUUAACGAACCAACUAUUUUCUUUAAGGACUGAAUUGCGCAAUAAAAAUAACUGUAUAUCUUAUUUGAAAAAUGUUGAUCGCACGAAAUCAAGAAGUAGAAGUAGUAGCAAGGGGAGUAUAGUGCAAAAACAUGCUAAUGAAGAUCAAACACGAAGUUCAGAAGCAGUUCCUAUCGAUGCAACAGAUACUACUAAUAUGCAGUCCUUCGGAUGGAAUACUAAAGGUCCAAAAGUUGAAUAUUAA
Messenger RNA from Naumovozyma dairenensis CBS 421, 2163 nucleotides. RefSeq names its product Ysw1p (gene YSW1). Bases 1 to 2163 code for a protein of 720 amino acids. The transcript has a single exon. The record is from RefSeq and is a predicted model, not a curated record. NCBI's taxonomy places the organism in Eukaryota, Fungi, Ascomycota, Saccharomycetes, Saccharomycetales, Saccharomycetaceae.